This is a messenger RNA of Paramormyrops kingsleyae, 1621 nucleotides long. RefSeq names its product alpha-1-antitrypsin homolog. The record is from RefSeq and is a predicted model, not a curated record. NCBI's taxonomy places the organism in Eukaryota, Metazoa, Chordata, Actinopteri, Osteoglossiformes, Mormyridae. Gene Ontology annotation, molecular function: serine-type endopeptidase inhibitor activity.
UACAAAAGGGCAGCCUUUCUUUCAGCAGGUCCUCCAUCUGGAAGAUCUCCUACAUGAUUGAAAUGAAGGGCUACCUUUGCCUAAUUGCCUCCCUCCUUCUCUCAGGGGUGUGUGCAACCCCUGUAAGCAAGGACGAACAUUCUGCAGAACACCACGACCAUCUCCACCACGACAAUGACCAGCCUCAUGUCCACAAUGAGGCACAUGAGGCAGCUGUACAGCUGCUUUCCCCACACAAUGCUAACUUUGCCUUUGCCCUCUACAGGCAUCUAAGCACCCAUAAAAAUGAUUCCAAGCCUGAAAAUGUGUUCUUCUCCCCACUGGGUAUCUCCAGUGCCCUGUCCAUGUUGGCCGUAGGCGCCAAGGGCAUCACCCAUGAGGAGCUGUUCCAUACCCUCGGCUACUGCGAUCUCACUCAGGCCAAGGUCAACGAAGCCUUCGAGCACGUGUUUCACUCACUGGGCCACAGCCAAGGGGAGCUGCAGCUGGAUUUCGGAAAUGCAGCCGUCGUGCAGGAAAACUUCAAGCCUCUAGCCAAGUUCUUGGAAGACCUCAAGCACUAUUAUCAUUCUGAGGGCUUCACCGUCGACUUCACCAACUCAGAAGAGGCAGCUAAGGUGAUUAACGAUUUCAUCGCAAAGAAGACCGAUAACAAGAUUACCGAUAUGGUGAAGAAAUUGGAUGAGGACACAGUUAUGAUGCUCAUCAACUACAUCUUCUUCCGAGGAAAAUGGGAAAAACCCUUUGACCCAGAAUACACCAAAAAAGCUGACUUCCAUGUAGAUGAGAACACCACGGUUUCUGUUGACAUGAUGAAGAAGUCGGGACGUUUUAGCUACUUUUACGACAAUGAUAACAAGACUGCAGUGGUGGUGCUUCCUUAUCAAGGCAAAGCCUCCAUGAUGAUCGUUCUGCCCAACGAAGGCAAAAUGAAGGAGCUGGAAGAAACCAUCAGCAAAGAUGACAUUAGACGGUGGCACAACUCUUUGUUUAAGAACUCCUUGGACCUCUACCUGCCGAAGUUCUCUGCUUCUGCGACUUACAGCUUGUCCAGCAUCUUUAAAGGGAUGGGACUGCGCACCGUUUUCUCUCACUCUGCCGACCUUUCCGGGAUCUCAGAGGAGGUCGGUCUGAAGGUGUCUGAGAUUUCCCACAAAGCGAUCCUCAGUGUGGAUGAGAAAGGCACAGAAGCUGCUGCCGUCACCACCGUGGAAAUCAUGCCCAUGUCUUUGCCUUGGCCCAUGAAGUUUGACCGACCCUUCCUGCUGUUCAUCCUGGAGGAAUCUACAAAGAGCAUUCUGUUCAUGGGGAAGAUCACAGACCCUACAGCCCAGUGAUAGGUUGUACUUUAUCAAAUGAAGUUUCUACAGGAUACCUUCUUAGCAUCGCAUUAAAGUUUUGCAAAAAAAAAAACUCAUCCUCACAAAACCCUUCAUCCUGGCCAAAAUCCUCUCUGGAAACACUACUUUGGAGCAAUGAAAAUUGAAUACAGAAAUGUUUUAUUAUUUAAUUUGUUUUCAUUCAUACCUGAUCAGGUCCUUUUUGUUAUAAUUUUUUUUUUUUUAGGUUUUUGUAAAUUGUUAACCGUUGUCCCUUAAAUGAUGCCAUAUUAUGCAAUAAA